AAUAAAACAGCUCUGCAGAUAAGACUAAUAAAUAUACAUAAGUACUAAUAAAAUAUUGAAAAUAUAAGAUCUUUCUGGAAGUGCGGCUAAUUACUGUGUGCAAUUUUUAAAUAUAAUAAAAAUGUCAAAACCUGUGCAAAAUCUGGUAUGUGUUAACGAUUAUGAAGAAUACGCAAGAAAACACUUAUCACGUAUGUAUUUUGAAUACUAUCAUGGAGGAGCUGGAGAAGAAAAGACUUUGGAAUGGAAUAAAACACAUUUUAACAAAUAUCGCAUCAGACCGAAAUAUAUGCGCUCAGUAAACAAUCGAAGUUUAUCCACAAGUAUCUUGGGCAAGCCUGUAGCAUUUCCCAUAGGGAUAUCUCCUACAGCUUUUCAUAAAUUAGCACAUCGCGAUGGAGAGUGUGCUACUGCAAAAGCUGCCCAAGAUUUAGAAACCGUCUUUAUAUUAAGUUCACAUUCUAAUUCUACCUUUGAAGAGGUGGUAAAGGCAGCACCACAUGGAAGGAAGUGGUUACAAAUGUAUAUAUUUCAAAGCAGGGAGAUGGUAAAAGAUUUUGCAAAACUAGCAGAAGAAAGUGGAUUUGAAGCAUUGGUUUUAACUGUCGAUUUUACCUUGUACGGUUUAAGGCGACAAUUUUUAAGAGGCGAGUUUGUGAUGCCACCGCAUGCACCGUUUGUCCUUCUUAAAAGAUAUGAACAGAAGAAGACAAUAUCUAGUUUUAUCGAUCUUCCUGAUCUAGACGCCGAUUGGAGUUGUGUUAGAUGGUUAACAACCAUCACUAAAUUACCAAUUGUAAUAAAAGGUGUGCUGACAGCUGAGGAUGCCAUCGCAGCAGCAGAUGCAGGAGCUUCUGCCAUUCUUGUUUCUAAUCACGGUGCUAGACAACUAGAUAGUCUUCCAUCAACAAUAGAAGCUUUACCAGAGGUAGCGAAAGCAGUUGGGCAUAGAGUUGAAGUAUACAUGGACGGAGGAAUUAGAGAUGGUACUGAUGUAUAUAAAGCUCUAGCUCUAGGAGCUAGAAUGGUAUUUAUUGGCAGGCCUGUUAUAUGGGGUCUGGUGCGUGAUGGAGAAGAGGGUGUAAAAAACGUAUUAAACAUUCUAAAAGGGGAACUAGACAAUGCAAUGGGUAUCACAGGUUGUUCCAAAAUAACAGAUGUCAAUAAGGAAAGAGUGGUUCACGAAAAUUACUAUGCAA
Molecule: messenger RNA, 1199 nt
Organism: Diabrotica balteata
Lineage: Eukaryota; Metazoa; Arthropoda; Insecta; Coleoptera; Chrysomelidae
Source: the annotation of a GenBank genome assembly